Molecule: messenger RNA, 1723 nt
Organism: Pecten maximus
Lineage: Eukaryota; Metazoa; Mollusca; Bivalvia; Pectinida; Pectinidae
Exons: 5
Coding region: 328-1341 (337 amino acids)
Source: RefSeq, a predicted model, not a curated record
GUAAACGGAGUUGCGAAAGAAACGAGCUUUCUUGCUGACAAUUGAAGACAUGCGCAUUGUGAUUCAAGAUACAUGGGUGGAACCGCAGUCAAGCGUGGCGAUUGAUUAAUCAACGUGUGUCAAUAUUGGCGGACAUUAACUGAGAACGUGUGUGAGUUUGGACCACGUUUACUUACACCAACACAGAAUGACUGUACUAUACCACGCCUGAAAUGUUUACAUUAAAAUUUAAUCGCAAUAUAUACAGUUACUGUAGGAGGUCACAUCUGCCUCUAGGAUACACACCCAGGGACGUUUAGGAGUUUUCUCUGGAGUUAUUGACCUAAUAUGGCUAUCCGAGAGAUGUUUUCAGUCUGGACAUCAGCCUUAACACUAAGCUGUUUAUACCUGUCCAUCAAAGAUAUCGAAUGUUCAGAAUGCUCUGAUCUUGCAAGCUUACUGGAAACUCCGUCUUUAACUCCAUGCCAGACUACCACGACUCACGUGACCGGAAGUAGUGUCGUGUUCGACUUUUACGACAGUUACAAUUUGGGAGUGGAUAGCUGCUCUUGUUCAGUAAUGAUUCCUUCUACUACGAACUUCGAGCUGUCGAUGUAUGCCUAUUACGGAUUGGGUAUCGACUCGAACCCCGGAUGUGGCUCAAAGAUCGAGGUCAAUUCGAACCAGUCGGGGUCACAGAUCAUGGAGUGUAGAGUGUUUGGGUCAAUUUCAAUGCAGACUGGAGAUCAGGCAACCGUGAAACUAACAAGGGAACCAAAUGCCGAUUCUCGAUAUUGUAUGAUAAUGAGCACAGUUGUGAUCAUCAUCCCUGUCGUCGUCGGAGUCUUUUUCCUUCUGCUGUUAGUGGUAUUGGUGACGCAACUCACUAAGACGUGCAGGACAAAGUCUAAACAAAAACCCGAAAUAGACAUGGAGAAAAUAAGAUUUGGUCAAACCUUUCCGAAGAACGGUGUAUUCCUACACCCGACCGACAUGGUGGAGACAACCCAUUACGACAGUAAGGAGGAUCUUCACGGGCACAAUGACCGUUAUAUCGGCGUCACUAACCCAGUGUACAUUCACGAGGAGUUCGAGUACUUAGUGGAAAUAACUGACCUGGAAGUCGCCAAUUUUACCUCCAACCAUGAUUCCGAGUCAGGCAAAAUAAUAUCCGGAUCCAAUAACAAUAAUACCCACGAUGCGCCUUUGUACGCAGUCGUCAACAAAUCAAGAACAAACGAUUAUCUUGAUUUUUCAAAGAUGUCUGACUUCAGUAGUAAAAGCAGUAGUGAUCUUAGCGGCAUUGGAAUGCUGGAUGAAAACGAGAGAAACUUGAGACAGGAAGAAAGCUUUCAUUAUUGAUAUGUUAUAUUGUAUUAAAGAACUUCGUAUCCUUUUCAAGGAAAACAAAUGUUUGCAUCAGCGGUCUAAUUUAGAAUUGUCUCCAGCUAAAUUAAUAUGUGUGUUAAAGAGCCGAUUGAUUCAGAUCUGUUUUCCGAAACGCUAUGACUAAUGAAGCUGUACAAUGCAAAGUAGACCCAUGUAGCUUUCAUGGAGCAAGGGAGACAACUGAAUCAAAUUAACGUUUACAUAUAGACGUGCUUUAAAAUACUUUGUAUAUAGAUGUUUGAUAUGUAUCUUUUUAUAAGCUGGCGAGUUGAAAUCAAUUGUUGUUUUUGUACUUUAUACACCCUUUGUUUAUAUCGUAUACAUAAAUAAAAACGAAAAGUGUUAUUUGAUUGAA